GCGACUCCUGCGCGAGCUCCGUCACACAGCUGCACGCACGAGACCCACAUACACACACACACACACACACACACACAUACACACGCGCACGCGCUCACACACACACAUAUACACACAGCAGUGAGGUACGGAGUUAGCACUCAGGCUAACCGCGGCGCUUUUAUUUUUUUUGGUUGUUUAAUCGUUUCCGUAAAGAAAAAAACAACAACAAAAAAAGAAAACACACCUCGUUACCUCAGAGACGGUUGAUUUCUUUGCAGUUUGAUGCCCCACAGGUGUAUAAACACCUUUUUAUUUCAAAGUUUGUUUUAUUUCUUUCUCCUCUCAGAAACCCCGCGAACGGAUGUGAAGGUGCCAAAGUGAAGCGGCUGAUUUUUUUUUGUUUUUGUUUUUGUUUUUGUUUUUCUGCUUUUUCUUCUUCUUCUUCUUCAACACCACCUCCAUUAUCAUCAGUUAUACUUUAAAAAAAAAAAAAAAAAAAUCUUUGUUUUUUUUAGGACGUGGUGUCUCAGCUUUACUGAAGUGGAAACCUGCAAAAAAAAUUUUUUUAAAAUUUUUUUAUAUUAUUAUUUUUUUUUUGGUUGAUGUUUUAUUUUUAAAGAGUGAAAUGGAUGUGAGAUUUUAUCCUCCUGCUCCAUCAGCAACAGAUUCAUCCAGACUGGGACCAUCACCUUAUUCAGACUCUUCAUACUGCAAUAAGUACGACAGUGAAAGCAUGUUCAUGCCGGUGCCUGAGCCGAGCCAGGACUUUGUGCCAGUGAACCAGUUCCCAAGCCCCAAACAGACAGCAGCUCAGUGGAAGAGAGAAACUCCUCCUCAUCCAGACGCUCAUCGCCUGCCACACUGGGUAAAUCAUACGGAUAACAGUGUGUGUAUGCAGCAGAUGGUGAACUCGGACUCGCGAUACGGCGGCCGUCCUCACGGGGACGCUCUCAGACCCAGAGUGCCGUCAGGAAUGGUUCCUCAGGGUCAGCUGACCCCCGUCAACCAAUCACAGCUCGGCGCUCAGCAGGGCGUGAGCGGGAAUAACGGGAACAGCGGCGCGCACGGAUCGCCGUCUCCUCCGGAGAGCAAGUCGGCCACGCCUUCUCCUUCCAGCUCCGUCCACGAGGACGACGCAGACGAGGCUCUGAAGAGUGGAGCGGAGAAGAGAGCAGCUACAGAUGUGGCCAAAAAACCCAAAACUCCCAAGAAGAAGAAGAAGAAAGACCCAAACGAGCCUCAGAAACCCGUCUCAGCGUACGCUCUGUUCUUCAGAGACACGCAGGCUGCCAUCAAGGGCCAGAACCCCAACGCCACCUUCGGAGAAGUGUCCAAGAUCGUGGCCUCCAUGUGGGAUGGGCUGGGGGAGGAGCAGAAACAGGUGUAUAAAAAGAAGACGGAGACGGCGAAGAAGGAGUAUCUGAAACAGCUGGCCGCUUACAGAGCCACGCUCGUCUCGCAGAGUUACAGCGAGCCGGGAGAUGUGAAGGUCUCCCAGACGUCUCAGAUGCUUGGUCCGAAGCCGCCGUCGUUCCAGUCCCAUCCAGGGUUCUACAUGGCUCCUCCGUACCCCCAGCAGCCCCAUCUGCCCCCCAUGCAGCCCGGACUGGCCCGGGGCGGCCCCUCUCGGCCCGGCGCUAACAUCAGCAUGGGCAACAUGGCGGCUACGACGCCCCCCCCGCUUCAGAUCAGCCCCCCGAUACACCAGCACAUCAGCCUGCAGCAGCAGAUGGGCAGCCACACGAUGCCCCUGCACUCACCGUCUAUGGCCCAGGGUUUUCCUCUCCAGGCCGAGUAUCAGAGUUUGAUCAGUGUGUCGUCUCCCUCUAUGGAUUAUCGCUCCGGCUGCAGGACCGGACCGUCUCAGGGGCUCGACUGGACCACCGAGUACUGCACCAACAGCGCUCUGCAGAGGGAUAAAGCUCUGUAUCUGACCUGAUCGAGACCCGACUGAGAACCCGUGUCGGAACCAAGAGGCAGUUCACACUCCUCACAGUGACGGAUACACACCUCCUGUCCACUCAUACACACACACACACCUUACACACACACCCACACACACACACACACACACACCUUACACACCGAUUACACACACAGAUCUGUAUAUGUGUGUGUAUGCGAGUGUUGCUCUUUCCUCAUCACUCGCUCUGUAACAGAACCAUCUUGUUCUGGGUUCUUUUGGGACUAUUAGGAUGUAAAUUGUAGGAUAAAGUCACUUUAAUUCCAAUCGCAGGGCUUUAAUUAAUUUAAUUGGUUUUAGUCCUCGUUAAUGAAGUGACACGAGUCAAACUGUGAGUCUGUCAGUCGUAAAGCACUUACUGCUCCGUCGCUAAAAAAAAAAUCACAUCUCAAAGAUAGAGAGGGACACACAAGCCAAGUGUUAACUUUAUUAUUAUUAUUAUUAUUAUUAAUAACCUGAACCAGUUGCACUGUGUUAAACACGCUAUAGAGUGUUAAAUUACAUCAGGUGACAACUCAAUUACCAACCAUAACGACUGUAAUUAUGGUUAAUAGAACAUCUUUACCUCUAUAAAAUCAAUAUAAUAAAAUCGCAGACUCCAAUCUGAGAUCAGCUGAACCUACAUUACACUCCAUCUACAUCCAAGUGUGUUGCUAAAGUGUUAGCUUCCUAACUAAUGGAGAAACGUUACCAGAACGUUCUGUAAGGUUACAAAAAUAACGUUCCUGAAUAAAAUCCGCACUCAGAAGAAGAGUAAGGAUCCGUACGCAAGCAUUUGAAUAAAGAUCGCGGCAAACGAUAAAGAUGCACAACAAUAAUGCAGGUAAAAGUCAGAGCAGGUUCAACAAGGCCAAAGAAUAAUCCGAUAAACACAAAGCAAGAGUUCGAGGCAUAUAAUCAGCAAUAACAAGGCUAGAAGCAAAAACAGGGAUUGGCAAGACUUCGCAAUGAUUCAAUUGAGUGUUCAUGAACUGCUUCGGUAUUCGAAAACCCGGAAGUGGUUGAGUGGAAGAGGUCGCUCUAGCGCUCUGGGGAGCCUGACCUCUGCUGGCGUGGAGGGAAACUGCACCCGAGUCUUUGUUACAGUAACGUUUGUGUUACGGUUGUAGGAACGUUUCUAAACGUUGCGCACAAAUAUUGUCGGUUUAGGAGCGGUUCUCGGUUUUGAAUCUUUAGGUGAAAGUUGGCACGUUUUCAGUCGACCAAGUUUUAUUCAGUGGGAAAAGUUAUGAUGUCAUGAUAUCAUAAUAAUAAUAACGAUAUAAUAAUAAUAAUAAUAAUAAUAAUAAUAAUAAUGGCUUAUGUGAAUGUACUUAGAAAGGAAAAUGAAAACCAAAACUGCUAAACUUUUAUUAUUAUAAAAAUAAUACAGUAAUACAUAAGAGAAUUAUGUGGAUGACUCCUUUAUCUCUCCCCUUCUCUCUCUCUCUCUCUCUCUCUCUCUCUCUCUCUCUCUCUCUCUGUGUAAAGCUCUAUUAGUCCCCUGCCUUAGAACCCGAGCUCUGUUGUGAUUAUAGAGUGAUUUAGUUCACGGCUCAUGGCUGUGAACUGUGUAGUGGCUUCUUUUAGCCCUGAUCUCUAUUCAUGCUGUAAAUAGAAUCUGUGUGAUUAUUUACUCCCAGAGUUUACGAACUCGAUCUUUUAGUUCCAGAAACCAUUUAGAAGCAAAAAAAUAAAAAAAAGGGAUGAACUUCAAAAGUCCAGAGAUACUGAGCAUUGUUUUUAUCAUCAUGAUGACUAUACAGCCUAAGAUAAUCAUCUUUGGGAGUGCUAGAAAGUUAACGGGUUCUGCUGUUGUCCCUUUGCGAUUAACCUUUUACAGGUUUUAUGUAGAACUCUGAAAAAAAAAAAAGGGACUUUUCCUUUCAGAAAAGUGUUAAACAUCCAAAGAAACCUAGAGGAACCAAUUUUUUUCUGCAGCUAGACAAUUUCUACAAAAAAAAAAAAAAGUAUGCUUACUAAAAAUAACAAACAGAAACUUUGUGGUUAGAUCUAGAACCCUUAGUGGUUCUUUGGUUUGUCCUUCUAGGGGAACCCUUAAUUGUUCAACAUAGAACCCUAAUACAGAGUGUUUCCUCCCUUUAGAACCACUUUAGAACCACUCUUUCUCAAUCUAGCACCUUUAAGGGUUCUCCAAUUGUCCCUUUUUGAGGGUAACUCUUAAAGGUUUUAUGUGGAACCUCUUUAGAAGUAUCUAGAACUGCUAACCAUCCCAAGGAACCUUGAGGAACCUGAGUGGUUUCUACUAAAAGUAACAAACAAACUUUGUGUAGUGUUUAAUCUAGAACGCUUAAUGGUUCUUUGGAUGGUUCUAGCUAAAGUUCUAUGGUUCUAAUCUCUUUUCUGAAAGGAAAACAGCUAGAACUGUUAGAAACCUGCUCAAGAAUUCUUGAGGAACCUUUUUUUUCCAUAGAUAAGCAAAUUCUACUAAAAGUGGAAAUUUCUAUGGAAAAAAACGGUUAAAUCUAGAACCUUUAUUUUGUUCCUCUGGGGGAACCCUUAAUGGUACUAUGUAGAACCCUGCAACAGUGUUUUCUCCUUCAGAACCUUUAUAUAAAUCUAAGAACACUUAAUGAUCCAGAGAACCCUUGAGGAACUAUUUUUUUCUUCUUCAUAACGGAAGAGGAAAACUUUCUACGUUGACUUUCUCGCACUCCUGAAGAUACCGUUAUACAAAGUGUUGCCAUGGUUACAUUUCAAUCGCUUUUAAUUUAAAAAGAAAUGUCACGAUCCAUCUUAGCAUCGCAGUGCAUGAAAAGCAACGCAUAAAUGUUCUGGCUUUCACUGUUAUUUAUGAUGGUUGUCAUGGUUACAUAUGCUGUGUUCAAACGAAAGCAGUAAAUUCAUUCAUGGUAUUGAAAGUCAGGUGGAUAAAAUUGACAAAACUGUUGCUAGGCAACUGUGGAAUACGAAUGCCAAGCAUAAACUGGCUAAUGACUGAGGCUAAUGAUGCCGUUGAGUUGUUUAUACACAGUGAAAAAGAUAAGAGUGACAGCAGAAGCGAGACGGAAUCAUCCGGAACGCCAACAUUCCCUCUCGGAAGUUUGGGAAUGUUACGGAUAAAAGACGUAAAUUUACACAGCGAUUAUACUUAGCGUCAUUCGCUAUUCAAAGUAACACAGCUUCCACCAUAUCGAACUUCAUAACCUCAGAAAAAUUCGACGUCCAUGUUGAAGUCAUGAAUGUGGGAGGAGCUAAGAGACAGCCAAUCAGAAACAAGCUGCGGUUUAAUUCAUGCCGUAUCACAGUUCUCUAUUUUCAAUAUUUCUAAUUUUUUUAAAAGUUACAUUAAUAGUUCGAAUAAACUCAUUAUUUUGUUAAACAUUUAACAUGUUGUUUUGUGCUUUCUUCUGACAUAAUGGGACAAAAAUAAAAGAAAUAAAAGAAAAAGAAAAAAAUUUAAAUAAACAAAUAAAUAAAAUAAAAUAAAUACUCAGCCUCUCUGGACUUUUGUGCAUAAUUGAAUAAAAGAUGUUAUUUUAUUGCCAUAAUUUUUUUCUGGAUUUUUUUUUCCGGUUUUAUAACGACGUUGAUGCCAUCAGCUGGUAAAAAUGUUGAUAAAUAAAAUGGAGUAAAGUUUAUUUUUUAUCAGCUGAAAUUGUUUUGUACGCCAUCGUUCUGCUGUAUGAAUGUGAAUGUUCUUGGCGCCGGAGUUAAUUGGAGGCAGAUCGGUGUUUAACCCCGGCAUAUGGCUGAUCAUCUCUUCUUCCUCUACACUGUGUCUAUAGCAGAACUUUCUACGCCUCUCGUUUGCGCCUAUUUAUGAGGAAAAACAAAAAAGCUGUAGGUGUUUUUAAGUAAUUAUGUUAGGAUGGUUUUUUUUGUUCAGUUGUUUUGACAGAAUUGAUCCACACAACAAUGUGAAUAAUUCUUUAUUUAGUUUUUAUUGUGUUUGAAGAAUAAAAGCAAAUCUGCAUUUUUUGUGCAGCAGUCGA
Pangasianodon hypophthalmus (striped catfish) is the source of this 5880-nucleotide messenger RNA. It is a transcript of the gene tox, whose product is annotated as thymocyte selection-associated high mobility group box. The transcript is spliced from 9 exons. Gene Ontology annotation, biological process: regulation of transcription by RNA polymerase II; leukocyte differentiation. Gene Ontology annotation, molecular function: chromatin DNA binding. The record is from RefSeq and is a predicted model, not a curated record. NCBI's taxonomy places the organism in Eukaryota, Metazoa, Chordata, Actinopteri, Siluriformes, Pangasiidae. Gene Ontology annotation, cellular component: nucleus. Bases 608 to 1921 code for a protein of 437 amino acids.